AUGCACGACGGGAAGUGUAGUCUUUAUUUUGUUGUACUCUCCGAGAAAGAUAGCCACGCCCCCUUCCUUGCCGCGGUCUCUGGUCAGACAAAAGAGGGCCCGCUCCAACUCUCCCGACAUGCUUUGCUUUCUCGGAGUGGGCGUGGCACGAAGGGAAGGAGUGGGCGGGGCCCCGUCGCUCCCCAUUGGUCCAAGGUGUGGGAAUGGAAGCCUGGCGGCAUGGCCGCUGCGACGAGAGAAGGAGGAGGCGGGAAGGGGCAUAAAGACUGCAUUUUGGAGUCACUCUCUCUGCCAGAAAACCCAGGUGGCAUUUCUGCUGUAGAAGAAUCUCCAUCUGUGACUUGUAUAUUCUGUGAAGAAUGUUCUCCAGUUUCAGAACAAAACCAGCUUCUGAAGCACAUGAUUAUAGAGCAUAAGCUUGUCAUAGCAGACAUCAAGCUCGUUGCUGAUUUCAGGAGAUAUGUGCAGUACUGGAAGAAAAGAUUUGCAGAGCAGCCGGUUACAGACUUCUGUCCUGUAAUAAGAACAAAUUCUGAAGCACCUCUAGAGGACCAGGACAAUUAUUUUCUUUUAUGUGAUGCUUUGCCUGAAGAUAGAGAACUGAGGGAGAAGCUCCAACAGCAGAGACUGAGAGAGAUUCUGGAGCAGCAGCAGCAAGAACGAUAUGAUGCAGAAUUCCAUGGUAUAUGUAUGUUCUGCGACAAAGAAUUCACUGGUAACAGGUCAAUCCUUCUCAAUCACAUGGCAAAUGAUCAUGCAUUCAAUAUUGGAUUGCCAGACAACAUUGUAAACUGUAAGGAAUUUUUGGAUCUUCUACAGAAGAAACUUGACAGUUUGCAGUGCUUAUACUGUGAAAAGAUAUUUCGGGAUAAGAACACACUCAAGGAUCACAUGAGAAAGAAGCAACAUCGCAGAAUCAAUGCCAAAAAUAGAGAAUAUGACAGAUUUUAUAUUAUUAAUUAUCUGGAAUUUGGAAAGUCCUGGGAAGAAGUUCAAUCAGAAGAUGACCGUGAAUUGUUGCCCAACCAGGAAGAAGACUGGUCUGACUGGGAGGAGCAUCCUGUUUGUGCAGUCUGCCUCUUCUGUGAGAAGCAGACAGACACCACAGAAAAGCUUUAUGUUCACAUGAAGGAGGCUCAUGGAUUUGACCUGUUAAAAAUUAAGUCCGAGCAUGGUUUGAAUUUCUAUCAGCAAGUGAAAGUGGUGAACUUCAUUAGGAGAGAGAUCCAUCAGUGUCAAUGUUACAUUUGCCAGGAAAAAUUCCCAUCAAAAAAGGACUUGGUGCAUCAUAUGGAAGAAACCAAACAUAUAACAGCACUGUCUGCCCGAUCUAUGUGGGACCAACCACAGUAUUAUUUUCCUACCUAUGAAAACGAUACCCUUCUCUGUACACUUUUGGACAGUGAGGAUGAACUGCCAUCUGGGAAGCCAAAAGAGGAUAUACCUGUCAUUAGUGAGGACAUUUCGAUUAUAGAGGCUUUGAAACAGAGCAGUGUGUUAAAUCAGCUUCUUCGUGAGGUGAUGAAUAAUGAAGGACCUGGAAAUUGAGCGUAUUUUCUCUUUUUGAUAUGGAAACAAUUACCUUACAGCAGUGGAAGACUGAUUUGGUAAUUUACCAGUGUAAUCUGAGUCAGUGACUAUAAUAAAUCAAAUUCAUUGAGAA
Molecule: messenger RNA, 1663 nt
Organism: Anolis sagrei ordinatus
Lineage: Eukaryota; Metazoa; Chordata; Lepidosauria; Squamata; Anolidae
Gene: ZNF277
Product: zinc finger protein 277
Source: RefSeq, a predicted model, not a curated record